Messenger RNA from Tribolium castaneum (red flour beetle), 1925 nucleotides. RefSeq lists its product as uncharacterized. NCBI's taxonomy places the organism in Eukaryota, Metazoa, Arthropoda, Insecta, Coleoptera, Tenebrionidae. The record is from RefSeq and is a predicted model, not a curated record. Bases 289 to 1668 code for a protein of 459 amino acids. Gene Ontology annotation, molecular function: protein serine/threonine phosphatase activity; cation binding. Gene Ontology annotation, biological process: protein dephosphorylation. The transcript has 5 exons.
UUAAUGUUAGACAAUGAAUUCUUUUUUAAGAGAUAAAUUUCACUCGUGUUUUUUAGUUUACAUUGUUAUAAUUUAACGCAAUUUAAUAUAAGCCGUUGUAUUUUUCGGUUUCAAGCUAAUACGAUCUCCUGAACAUUCGAGAUUCUUGCUCCUUGUCAGCAGAUAGCAGAUGUCACAAAAAUAAAAAUGACAGUUUGUGAUGUGUAAUCAAGUAAUCAGUGAUUGAAAUGAAAUAACGCCGUUUAAAUGUGAUAAAUCCAAUGACUGCUUUUUAAUUGUGCGUCAAAUAUGUUCAGCCGUUUCAAAAAUGCAGUUAUAGGUGCUGUGAGUGGUUUAGAAACGAACGGCAUCCCAACCCCCAACGACCCCCAUUCCUACAACAAACAAACUUUGGCCCCAAAGUUUUUAUACGGUCGACCUGCGUUCUUAAAUUUGUCUGAAGAUGAAGUGCAAAUGUCGGCCGACCACAGACUCAGGCCUAUCAUUCACCCAAGCAUGUCUCUGCCCCAUCAUGCAGGAUAUGCCGAGUGUGUUAACGCAGGGAAGUCCAAAUGGAACGAGGAUCAGGCGGUGUACAGGCAAGGUGUCUUGACAAGGGUAGAAUAUAAUGAUAAGCAAGGUGUGCAAAAAUUUUCCAUCCCGUAUACUUAUUAUGGCAUUUUUGAUGGCCAUGCUGGAGUUGGGGCAGCUCUGUGUGCGGCAAAUCAGCUCCACCAUAUUUUACAUGAAAAGUUGGUAGAUGCCCAAGAUGACAUUUGGAUAGCUUUCAGUGAAAAAAAGAGGCUGAAAACCAAACCUAGUGACUUACUUAUAACAGGUGCUUUAGAAGCUGCUUUCAAAGAAAUGGAUCAAGUUAUAGCUGAGGAUAGGACUAAAUAUCAAGCUGCUGGGGGUUGUACUGCGUUAGUAGCGCUAUUUAUUUUAGAUAAAUUAUUUGUUGCCAAUGCAGGCGAUUCACGCGCAAUUAUUUGUAAAGAUAAUAAAUUUACACUAAUGUCAAUGGAUUUUACUCCAGAAAACGAACGUGACAGAAUUAGAAGGCUUGCAGAACAACAACCAAAUUUAUUAGGGCAGGAGUUUACAUCAAAAGAAUAUGUUCGGCCUCCGAAAUCGAGCGAGCUUGGUAAAACAGUAAUGUAUCGAGACGCUCAUAUGAGUGGUUGGGCCUAUAAAACCCUUCAAGUGGAUGAUCUCAAAGUGUCUGUUAUAACCGGUCAAGGAAAAAGAAGUCGAGUGAUGGGAAUCAUAGGAGUAACCCGAGGUUUUGGUGAUCACGAUAUUCUUUCCCUUUAUCAAAGAACUCCGAUAAAACCGUUCCUUUCUUCGCAUCCUGAAGUGCAAGUUCAUAAAAUAACGAACGUUACCGAAAAUGAAGUCUUAGUGAUGGGCACUGAUGGAUUAUGGGACGUUGUGUGUGGUGCGAAAGCAGCAGAAGUCGUUGCCAAAUCGCUAAAUACUUUUAUGGAAAAAGAACGUUACGUUAGUGCAGCUACUUGUUUAGUUGGAUCGGCGAGAGGGUCCCUAGUGAAUGAGCAUAGUUGGCAACUUAAAGACGGAAAACCAUCCUCCGCUGAUGAUAUAUCAGUAUUUGUUAUUCCUUUAUUACCUUACAAAUUAGAAUAUGAGAAAUUACUUGGAAAGUAUAGCGAAACCGCUGAAAGCUCAUAGACACCACGGAGUUUGUUUGAAUUUAUUUUUGUGUUGCUUCUGGUCUCAACGUCACUCCAAAGAUUAGUGAUACGAGUCAUUAUUAUAUUUGAAGUUUUCAUAUCUUGUUACAUGUGUUUGUACCUGUGCGGUUUUAUAUUAUGAUUUAUGAACCAAGGUCGCAUUUAUGUAUUUGGACCUUAUCCAUUCAUUCCUUAUAUUUUCGUAAAGUUAUACCCGAUCGGGAAACGUUUGCAAUAGAAUUGAUACAAAAAGUA